UCGGCCAAUCAGUACCUUCGACAGAUGCAGCUGGCCGAGUGAGGACAUUUCCUGGAAAAGUCGACAAGUUGACGUUAAAUCGGACAGACUUCUGUAUCGAAUGACUCAGCAGCAGACAGCACACGUCUAAACGUUUGUCUUCCAAUGUCUGUCGGAAUGAAGCCGCUGAAUUUGCAAACAAACAUGGCACCCAGGGAGCCCCGGUUGGCCACAAGUGGGACAAGUUUGACCUCCAACUACGUUCCACCGAGUCUGGAGAACAAGCUUCUUACGCAGACUUCCCUCUUGAGUUUUACACCCAAGACGUCCUCGUGCAUCUCCUUGCGUCCUUCCAGCCUGACCUCCACCUCGUCCAACCUCCUCUUGUCAUCCCCACUCUCUUUGCCCCUCAUCAGCACCCAGAACAAGUUCCUCAACUCAUCCCAUGUGACGCAGGCUAACCCUCUGCUCGCCACCUCUAUGGCCCAAAGUGCUCUCCUCUCUCGCUUUUCCCAGCCGCCUUCUUUCGUCCCUUUGGGGGAAGGACUACAGAGGAAAGAUGAUGACGCCGGAGAUGAAACAUCUGAAGCUGAGCAGUCCUCUGUUGAAGAAACGAGCCUGUAUUAUUCUGAUGAAGAUGACCAAAUGCUUGAAGAGGAAAGUGAGGAGGAUGCAUCCUUAGCUAUGGAGGCGGAUAUCCCAGAACUGGACCACAAUGGCAACCAGGAGGAGAAACCUGUGGUCAGACAUGAGGAAUUUGCUGAGGUGGUCCGAGCGAAGCGGCAGAUUGAGGAGGAGAUCCAGAAUAAAAAGUAUCGCCUGCUGAAUGCAGUGUGUUGCUCCCUGGUCAAUAAGUGCGACCCCCCGGGUCAGAAGGACUGGGACUCUCAGGAGGGCUUGUGGACCAGAAUCAUAAACAUGGUCAAGGAUAUUUCUGUGUCUGACCCCCAGUUUGUUCUUAAGGUGGCGCUCUAUGCAAGACAGGAGUUAAACAUCCGCAUCACAGCCAACUUCCUGUUGGCUCUGGCUGCCAACCAGCCCACCUCCAAGUGUCACGUCCGCAGAUACUUCUGUGCCAUCAUCCAGCUGCCGUCUGAUUGGUUGGAAGUGAUUCGGAUCUACAAGACGUGCUUCAGCCGCUCGCUGCCCAUGUGUCUGAAGAAGGCCAUGGCUGACAAGUUCAAACAGUUCAGCGAGUAUCAGCUGGCCAAGUACAACACGCGCAAACACCGCUGCAAGCACAACCGCAAUAGAUCCAAAAAAAUGAAACCAACUGAGAAGGAGCUGAAAACAUGGGCCAACCUCCUCCGGUCUGAUGCAUCUGCUUUAGAGAAAUAUCUAAAGCUGGAUGAGAAGUUGGUGGUGGACAAGAAGCAAAGUGAGUUCAACAUGAAAAAGAUGAUCAAGCUGUUUCACAUUAAAGAGCCAGCUCAGCACGUAAUGGCCGUGCUGGGACGGAAGUAUCCUUCAGACCUGAAGACGUUCAACCGCAGUGGGUUGACGGGUGCUUGGGAGCGUGAGAAGGCGGGACAAAGGAUGAAGCUCAAGGAGGCCGAGACAUGGGAGCGUCUGCUCAGUCUGCAGGGCAACAAUGCCACUACGUGGGAGAAACUCAUUGACAACAAGUCUCUUCCCUUCAUGGCCAUGCUGAGGAACCUGAGGAACAUGAUUAGUAAAGGUAUCAGUCAGACACAUCACCAGAAGGUCCUUAGCAGGCUUACCAAUAAGAAAACGGUCCUUCAGAGCCGACAGUUUCCUUUCAGGUUCCUGUCUGCCUACAAAGUCAUCAUGGAGCUUCGUCAAAUGGCGUCACCAAAACAAUUCUCCAUCAAAAAAAACGAAAUCUUGAAGGAGAUCCUCAAGAAGCUCCCCAAGAGCCAACGCUUCCGUCGCCUGGACUGGGAAACGGCCAACGGGAAGCGGCUGAGGGUGACGCUUGGAGUGCCGUUUAUCUACCGUUUAUACCGCAUGAAGAAGGAUCAGCUCCUCAAGGCAAAUCAGAAGCAGUACACUGUUGACUUGUUGGACCGUUAUCGGGAAGCUCUGGAGGAGGCGAUGCAGAUUUCUUGCCGCUACAACAUCCCCCCCCUGCCAGGACGCACGGUCAUUUUGCUCAACGCCAACAUUAAUGACAAUUAUUCCUGGAGCCAAAAACUGGACUUCUGCCUUCCUCCUAACUCGAACAAAGACAACGACGAGGAAGAGCAGGACCAAGAGGAUGACGAGGACGACGAGGAAGAGCAGGACCAAGAGGAUGACGAGGACGAUGAGGAGCAGGACCAAGAGGACGACGAGGAAGAGCAGGACCAAGAGGAUGACGAGGACGAUGAGGAGCAGGACCAAGAGGACGACGAGGAGCAGGACAAAGAGGACGACGAGCAGGACCAAGAACACGAGGAGCAAGACAAAGGGGAAGACCAAGGGGAUGACGAGGAGCAGGAGAAAGAUGAAGGCGAAAGGAAGAAGAAGACAAAAGCUAAAGAGGACAAGCUCUCCCCUUCGAUGAUGGAGGUGGCCGCCUUGCUCGCUCUGAUGACGGCCAGCAGCUGCGAAGACGUGCACAUUUUCUUGCUGGACUGGAAUCACUGCGACCACAUCCAGCUGAAGUCUGAUGUGCUGUUAGAAAAUGUCAGGAGUGUGAUGCAGCAAAUCAAGACGUUCGGAGACGAGACAGACAAGAAGCCUGAAUUCACCCAUUACUUCCCCAAGUUCCUCAAGAAAAACAAGGUGGACACCAUCAUUUCUCUGACUGAGAGUUGGAACAACAGUGAGGUGGAGUGGGCUAUAAACAGCCACAGGAAGGAAACCAGCAACAAUGUUCUCUUUAUUGAGAUCACCAUGUUAGGACGGGACAAACAGUGCAUCACAUCCAACAGGAACCAUGUGAAGCUGGCAGGCUUCAGUGAACAAAUGCUGAGGUUUGUGACUGAGCGAGGGUCAUCAAGGCUGCUAGACCGCGUGGAGCACUUGGACAAAGUGUAUGACAUCCCACCACCACAGGGAGCUAAAGACCCUGAACCUACAUGCAGCGUCAUGUCACUUCCUACUAUGCCUAAGCUGAAGUGGCGAGGCGUGCGGGUUUUCAUCUCCUCCACCUUCCGAGACAUGCACGCCGAGCGCGACAUCUUGGUACGUAGCGUUUUCCCGGAGCUCCGGCGCCGUGCUGCGGCACACCGCCUCCAUCUGCAGGAGGUGGAACUGCGUUGGGGUGUGACGGAGGAGGAAACGUCCCGGGCCACCGAGCUGUGCCUGGCGGAGGUGUGUCGCAGCCAGAUGCUAGUAGGGAUUCUUGGCGAGAGGUAUGGCGUUGUACUGCCCAGACCUGUUCUACCUGAUCUUCCUCAGUACAGAUGGCUGGCAGAAGCCCCUGAUGGUCUUUCAGUCACAGAGAUGGAGAUGCGUCAGUUUCAGGCCCUUAACAGCGAGACCGCAAAAAAGCAAAUGUUUUGCUACUUCAGGGAUCCAAAUGCCACAAAAUCGGUGCCUGUGGCUUGGAAGUCUCACUUUUCCCCCGAGUCAAAGGAAGCUGAGUCCAAAUUGGCGUCUUUGAAGCAAUGGCUCCAGGAUGCGGAGGUGAAGGUCACCAAGAAUUACCAGUGUGAGUGGGGUGGCAUUGUAGAAGGGAAGCCGUAUUUAAAGAACCUGGAGGAUUUUGCCAAAGCAGUACUGGAGGACCUUUGGGCGGCUCUUGUGAAACAGUUUGUUGAGGAGGACGAAGAACUCGAUGUAGCGUCUGAGGUGUACGAGCAGGAGGUCCAUCAGGGGGCGCUGCAGAGGCAGUUUCUCAGCAGGACCAAGCUGCUGUCGGCCGCUGUGGAGAUGGUGGAGCAGGUCACAGUAAAAGGCGGGCUGAUGGUGGUGGAGGGAAUGCCUGGACAGGGAAAAACAGUUUUCAUGGCUGCUCUAGCAAAGAGCCUCAGAACUGGAGCUACAUCCAAGAAAAAGAUCACGUGUGAUGUCAUCUCAUACUCUACAUCUGCCAGUUCCUCACAUCGCUCCGUGGACAACCUCCUGAGGUGUCUCGUCCGCUGGUUGAGGACGCCAAAAGAGGAGGAAUCAACCUUGCCUCUUUCUUACAAGGAUUUAGUGUUGGAAUUUCACACCACCCUGAAGGACAUGAAGAGGAGCAAACCUCUCGUGUUGCUUGUGGACGGUGUGGAUCAGCUCAGCUCUGAUUGGAUACCACAGCACCUUCCACACGGUGUUUGUUUGGUCCUGAGUGCCACGUCCAACUCAGCUCUGUUACAAGUUGUAGCAAAGAAGACAUCCACUUUACUCUUCAGCUUGACCUCGCUCACCAUGACGGAGCGAAGGGAAAUCAUCCAGAGAGGACUUGAGGCCUUCGGGAAGAAACUAAGUGACUCUGCCUUCAACAACCAGCUGCAGACGUUGAUAAUGAAGAAAGGUGCAGAAAGUCCUCUCUAUCUGUACAUGGCCUGUGAAGACUUGAGAAACUUUUCCUCUUUUGACAAGCUAAAGGAGAGCCUGCAGAAUUUGCCUCAGUCUCUAAACCAAUUGAUCCAGUACAGCCUGGAGAGACUCUGCUCACACUACAGAGACCUGCUAGGACUUCGCUGGGCUCUGGCAGCGCUUACAGUCAGUGGCAUGGGCCUGAGGGAGCGAGACUUCUACUUGCUACUGAGCACGUGCAAUGACCUAUGCUUGCUCAAAGAACAGUGCACAUGGCAGGAAGUUCUGCGUCUGUGCAGGAUGCCCAAAGGACGCAUUCCCAUGGCCACCUUUACCCGCAUUGUGCAGAGCUUGCGAAGCCUGAUGAGUCCGUCUAACUGCCGCAACACUGAAGACCUGCUGUCUUCGUCCAACCUGCUCGUGAAGCAAGCCUUCAAAGACUUCCUCCUGCCAACAGAAGACGACACAAGAAGAGCUCAUCUCGUGUUGGCAGGUCACCUUUGGGUGCUGGCCGACGCUCAGGGCACUGACACCUUUCUUCACUGUGAGGCCGACGCGAUUCAGCACUUGUCUGCUAGUCUGAUACAAAGUGGCAAGCAGGAGGCGCUCCAAUCACUCCUCUCCAACUAUUAUUUCCUAUACGCUAAUGUACGCCACAACCUGCUGCACCACCUAUUGGACAUUUACAACAUGCUUGGUGACUUGCCGGACGCUUUGAAGGACUGUCAAGAUUUCCUGCAGCGCCACGCGACCGUGCUUGCCUCCUGGCCGGCGCUCUUCAUCCAGCAGGCCCUCAACGAGCCCUCAAAUGCCUCCGCCCAUGCCUGGGCCCGAGCCCUCAUGGGCAGUGGGACCGUGCGAGCAGUGGAGUGGCUCAACAACCACCAUUCAUUUAAGGAGAGCAGUCAGCUGAUGUCCACCUUCACGUCGAAGCCCACCUGCUUGGCGAUGAGCUCCGAUGGGGAGAUAGUGGUUGGUACUGGACAGGGAACUCUGCAUUUCAUCAACACAAACACAGGACAGGAAGUGAAGUCAUUAGUUAGCAGCUGCGACGGAAUCUCCACCUGCGUCCUCCUGAAGGACCGGCGUCUUGCUACAACCUCUUUCGAUGGCCAAAUCGAGAUCUGGGACUCUGAGAGUGGAUUCCGGACGGCACUUAUAAAGGGCCACACUAAUGUGAUCACAGCCAGUGACAUAACCUCUGAUAAAAAGCACCUCGCCACGGCAUCCCUGGACUUUACGCUGAAGGUGUGGUCUUCAACAAAGGGCCACGAGGUGGCAGCUCUUCCCAGCAGCAGCCCUUUAAAUUGUGUGACCUUUGACCCAGAGGACCGCUUGCUUGCUGCCGGCCGUUGGGACGGGAAAGUCGUCGUAUGGAACUGGCUUCAGGAUGCAACCCAAACGUUGCUGAGUGGCCACCGACACUCUGUGCGCAGCCUCUCCUUUACGCCGUCCUAUGGCAUGCUGUGCUCCGGUUCAGUGUCUGGCGAGGUGCGCGUGUGGUCAGUGGACCCCUUCUGCUGUGUGGGAUGCUUCCAGGCUCAUGCCGGCACCGUGGAUGCCCUCACCUUUCUGGAUGAGGGCCAUUUUCUGCUGACUGCCGGCUCUGAUUACAAGCUGCAGCUGUGGUCUGGUGGACUUGGACGCUCAGUGGCGGUUUUAAAUAAGGAUGAAUGUGAGCAGGAGCCUCCUUACAAGAAAGUCAAGUGCGGCACCUCCUCGGUGCCUGGCGCUCUGUGCUCGGCAGUCAAAGGGGACUACGUCGCAGUGGGCUACCAUAACGGCGGAUUUAAACUCUUUUGCAUCAGCUCAGGUGAGAGGAUCUGGGCCAACGAUCUUGUGCACUUGUCCGUCCCGUCUCUGCUGUGGUUGGACCCCGAGCUGCUGCUGUCUACCGGCUAUGACAAGCGUUUGCGAUUGUGGAAAAAAACAUUUGGGAAGGAUGGGGAGCUGACCAGCAUGGAGAUGACAGGAAUGUUUGCCGCGCAAAUGGGCAUCGUCCGGGCUGUAGCGCAAAGCUCCACUUACGUGGCGACUGCUUCGGAUGACUGCACGAUUUUCCUGUGGCUGCUGAGCGAGCUAACAGACAACCCCGAUUCUGAUAUAAACCCGGCUGCCAUACUCAAGGGCCACAGCAGGGGUGUCACCUGUUUGGCCUUCAGCCCUGAUGGUGGACGGCUGCUCUCUGGUGGAAAAGACAAAGGUCUGGUCGUGUCGGACAUGACCUCGGAUCCUCCUGUUGUUUCCAAAGUGCUCCCCGCCUUCCAUCGAGACUGGAUCACUGGCUGUGCUUGGACUCCAGACUGUGUGAUAAGCUCUUCCGCUGAUUGCAGACUUUGUUUAUGGGAUGUUGAAAGGGGUAUUCGUCUUCAAGAAAUCACUUGGAAGAGUCCGUUUACUUCUGUCUGCUGUCAGGGGCCGUAUGUGGCGGCCGGCUGCGCAGACGGCAGCCUGCACGUAUGGAAGUGGGAGACAAGCGUGGAAGUCUGUCACAUUCCGGCCCACAAUGGACGCAUUCACAGCUGCUCUGUCGUGACUAAUACAGACAAAAACAAAGAAAUGGAUGCAGAAGACCUCACCAUUCUUACUACAUCCCAGGAUGGAACUGCAAAUUUCUGGAAACCGUUACAGAUGGAACACAUCAGCACCUUCCAGGGCCACAGCGGCGCAGUUUGCAGCAUCGUUAGGGAGGAGAGCGCACCACAAUUCCUCACCGUUUCUGAAGAUCGCUCCUUGCGAAGCUGGACGUGGGAAACCGAGCAUCAGCCCAGCUUACGAGGCACGGUCACCGCUCUGUGCUUCUCCCAGUCGGACCACGUGCUGCUUGUCGGCUAUGAGUCGGGCCUGCUGGAGUUGUGGCAGGACGUGCAAGUGGUCGGACACAAGCAGGCUUCAGACUCGGGCGUGACAGCCAUCUGCUCCAUGCCUAAUAGCUGCUUCGCUGUUGGCUACAUUGGCUCAUGUGUGGACGUGUGGAAGGUGCUGUGGAAUCAAAAGCACAGCGCUGGCAGUCUGGUCAAGAUGUCCUCCUACACGGUGACCGAGCAAGUAGUUCGCCUAGGGUACUGCUCCGUUAUCAUGGCCCUGUCCAGCACCGGCUUGCUAUUUGAUGUCACCUGUGAUGAAGAUUCAAAGUGGCAAAAGACAAUCCACGACUGGGACCAGAGCGUGGGAGUUCUGGGAAUAAUCCAAAAUGACGAAAAAAGCAUGUGGCUGGUAGGCGAGGCAAACGGAGAGAUCAACAUCGGCUUCAUCUUCGCCAUGGGCCCAGAAAAUGACAUAAGUUCAUGUUUCAGCAACAUGUCCCUGAAGAACAACAAGGAGGCUGAGAAGGAGGAAGGAGGCUUGAUAACAGCCGUCACUAUGGAAAAUGAAUUUGUGGUGUGUGGAGACGUCCAGGGGAACAUGUGGUUCAACCAGCCACCGGAAGUGUCGUCAUGGAGCAGCAGGAAGCCUGCCCACCAUGACAAGAUCAGCGUGCUGAGACUCGCCAGCAACGUUAUCAUCUCCGCCUCCAUGGACAGAACGGUGAAGCUGUGGGACAGGAGCACUAAGAAACAAGUGGGAAUGUUUGUGUGUGGCGGUCCGGUGCUCAUGCUGGAGGUGAACCCAGAGAAGCCCUCAGAGCUGGUCUGCGGCGACGGACUGGGGAAGCUUUACUUCCUCUCCUGGAGGCAAUAAUCUUCAACAAAUGCUCAUUACUGUAAUCAAAGCUUAAUGCUAACAUCCCCAAAGACGAUUAAUGUGUAAUAUUAAUCAAAUACAUGUGUUAUGCUCAGUGUAACGGGAGCUCCAUGCUGUUGAGCUUACAUGUGCCUUUAGUUUACAAAGCAAAUAUAUGCACUUUUUAUCAGUUUGCUCUUUUUUGUGGGCUGAAUUUUUUUUUACUGUACUUGAUUAAAAAUCACUAAGAUGCGGGUUAUAUAAUAACUUUUUUCUGUUCACUAUUAAGCUUUUCUUGGAUAAUAAAUUUAUGUUUAAACUGGCAAUUGGUCAACGCUUCAAUUUAUGGGUGCAAAUUACAAUAAGUC
This is a messenger RNA of Nerophis lumbriciformis (worm pipefish), 8420 nucleotides long. RefSeq names its product telomerase-associated protein 1 (gene tep1). Gene Ontology annotation, cellular component: telomerase holoenzyme complex. Gene Ontology annotation, molecular function: telomerase RNA binding; telomerase activity; protein binding. The record is from RefSeq and is a predicted model, not a curated record. Gene Ontology annotation, biological process: telomere maintenance via recombination. Lineage: Eukaryota; Metazoa; Chordata; Actinopteri; Syngnathiformes; Syngnathidae.